Molecule: messenger RNA, 1146 nt
Organism: Fusarium sp. VM40
Lineage: Eukaryota; Fungi; Ascomycota; Sordariomycetes; Hypocreales; Nectriaceae
Source: the annotation of a GenBank genome assembly
AUGUUUAGAAACAGCGACGACGAUGAUACCCCAGUGACUUGCCCUGUCCAUUCUUUAGAUCAAAAUGCCAAGGAGAAUUUCACCGGCAGCCUCUCUUUCUACCAGCUGAGCAUGAUCAUUGCUGGAACCUGUUCCGCUUUGGCUAUGAUCACCAUGUUUACCGUCAAGCAACUCCACGCGACGCACCUUUCCAACCCCUCAGAACAAGUCAAGAUCAUGCGAGUCGGCAAUCUCAUUUCAGCAUUUGCAUUGAUCUCAUUCCUCUCCAUCUGCUUCCCAUCUGCGGCAGUCUACAUCCAGCCUUGGCUCCACGUAUUUGAAGGUUUUGCUUUGGGGUCAUUCUUCUUGCUUCUCUGCGACUACGUAUCGCCCCAUCGAGACCAGCGGGAUGUCUUUUUCGCGACUAAGAGGAAGAACGGAAUGAAGUGGUUCAAGACUCGCUGGACUAUGAUUUUCCAAAUGCCUGUCAUCGCUGUCGGUGUCGCCAUCGCCACAGACAUUACCGAGGCCGCCGGCGUUUUCUGCGAAUGGAGCAAUGCCCGCCAAUUUGCCAACAUUUAUCUGCGCGUUAUCAUGAGCAUCUCUCUCGUGGUAUCCGUCCUUGCAAUUCUCCAGAUGUACAUGCUUCUCAAGAAGGACCUUGCGCAUCAUUCUCCGAUGCUCAAGCUCACUGCUUUCAAGAUGGUCGUCGGAAUGACCUUUCUCCAAGAGAUCAUCUUCAUAAUCCUUAGUGACCGAAACAUCCUCGAGCCCACUAACCAACUCACCUACGCUGAUGUUCACAUUGGUAUCCCUAACCUGGUCAUCUGCAUCGAGAUGGUUCCCUUGGCUCUCUUUUUCAGCUUCGCCUAUCCUUGGAAGGUGUACCAGCACGGCCAUGGCCGUGGAACCUUUGCUAAGCUGGAGGAGGCUGACAAGCCGGAGCUUUCCUAUCAAGGCGGUCCUUUCGGUAUUUACGCUUGGCUCGCGAUGCUGAACCCAUCCGACUCUCUCAAGGCGAUUUUGUUCAUUGUUAGAGGGGAUGACCGCCGUGAGCCUAGUGGUACUUCUGUUGCCAUGAGAGGAUAUAACUCGGAUGACGGUCUGGUUGCGCAUCCUUAUAAUGCGCAGUCCUACUCCAGCCCUCACACGAACCAAAGAGAGUAG